ACUUGUUAUUACCUUUUUUUUCUUUUUUUUUUCAUCUACGUGACCACCGUCCUCCAUCCUCCGGAGCGGCGAUGGGCGAAGAGACGGGGUUCGUGGGCGCGAGGCUGGACGCCGGCCUCCGCGCUGCCCGCUUCUCCUCGCCGCCGUCUGCCGAAGAGUUUGCGGCCGAUGUCGAGCCCAAGAACGUCCCCGCGGUCUUUCGCGACGUGGCUAAGGGGUGGGCGGCUUCCUCCCGUUGGGAUCCUCUCCAUGGCGGCCUCGACUACCUGCUGGAAAAAGUGGGACCUGAUGUUGCUGUGGAAGCUAUGAUGUCAAACACUGGCCAUGUGUUCUAUGGGGAUCUCAGAAGCCAUGAGAGGGUUUCUGUUUCAUUCUCCACGUUCAUUCAGUCGUGCAAGUCUUACCUGAGUCAUAUGAAUGCAGCUAGUGAUUCAUCCAAAGAGCAGGGAAUGCUUGGGGAGCCAGCUUGUUCAAGGGACGCGUGUUCGAACAGCUCAGAGAACUUGGACCAAGUCUAUUUAGCACAGGUAUCUAUUAUGAACGCAGAGAACAAAGAGAGAUGCUCAUUACAAGUUUUGGAAGGGGACAUCCAGGAGCCUAUAUUUCUGAGAGGAAAAUCAUUUUCGUCAAUAAACUUUUGGAUGAAUAAGGGCCACUUGAGAUCAAGUACUCAUUACGAUCCCCACCAUAACCUUCUCUGUGUGGUAUCUGGUUGCAAAAAAGUUACUUUGUGGCCUCCAUCUGCAUCCCCAUUCUUAUAUCCAUUGCCUGUGUAUGGUGAGGCCUCCAACCACAGCUCUGUAAGCAUGGAGGAGCCAGAUUAUUCAAUGUAUACAAGGGCAAGAUACAUGAAGGAAUAUUCUGAAACAGUCAUUCUAAACUGCGGCGAUGUUGUUUUCAUACCAGAAGGAUGGUAUCACCAAGUUGACAGUGAUGACUUAACCAUAGCAGUUAACUUUUGGUGGAAGUCCAGAAUAAUGACUCAAAUGUUAGAACAUAUGGAUGCCUACUAUCUACGCCGAAUCCUGAGCAGAUUGGUGGACCAGGAGAUGAGCAUAAUGGUGCAGAAGAGUCCUUUUGGUCAUUCCAAAGAUCGCACCGAUAUUCAGCGCAUGGCCAAAACAUUGACAGGUUUCCAGCUAUUCAGUUUGCAAAAAGAUUCACCAUUGCAUACUCUGGAACCCUCCACUCUGCAAGCACUUUAUGAACUGAUCUCACUGGUCCAUGAUGGUGCUGAAGUUGUUAACCAAAAUGACAAAACAGAAACCACAUCCCAGAACAAAUCUUCCAACCAAAGAGACGAAACAGAGAUGAGCGCUGCUGCAGAUGAUUCAUCCCUCUUCGACAAAGAUCCUGUUGCAAAAAUCAUUUUGCCAGUUGAACCACUUGAAUUGCGGAGUAUGCUGCUUGCAAUGGUGGUAUGCAUUACAAAGUUAAAAACCAAUCGGUUGAUAUUCUUGCAUUUCUAUUAUCUUUCGCAUCCAAUCUGUGUACGCUGCAACAAAUUUUUUUAUAAGUACAACAAUAUUUUGUUGUUGUUAAGCCGAGCACUCCUAAACCUCUAUGAUUUUCAGCAUAAUUUCCCAAGGACGUUGGAAAGUUUAGUUCUCAACAUGUUUGGGCCAGUAGGAGCAGAGAUACUGACUAGGAAGUUUGAUGAGAUGGAUCAACAAACAACAAAAGAAGAACAGGUUGAGUUCUACAAGAAAUUUUAUAGCGUGUUUGACGACCAGUAUGCUGCAAUGGAUGUGCUUCUCAACGGGAAGGAAUUCUUUUCUUUUCAGAUAUUCCAGAAUGUCCUAGACAAGUAUCUCAGGGUGCAUGUUGACCGACCCAGCUAAUUUGUUACUUGUACAAAGCAAUGAAAUGGAGCGAGUUACAUGUAUCAGCUUUGAGCCAAGCCAAUAAAGAACUUAGUAUGCUGGUUAGGGAUUUUUGAGCAUCUCAAUAGAUAAUGUGUUUUUUAUUGGCUUGGAAUCGUAUUUUAGGGAUUUUUUUUAAAAAAAAAAUGAAGGUGGCCGGAACUCUGCUUCAAUUAAGAUGGAACGUAGAGUUUUUAAAACAACCAAUAUCAAUAUUCAAUCCAGUCUAAAGCAGCACCCCAAACCAAACCGGGUGAGGAGCCGAUCACAAGAAAGAAAGAUGACAGGUUGAAGAAGUGAAGAAUUACAGAGGUGCUCUGAAGUCUGAACCCUCUAUUAUGUUGCUCAAUAUCUUCCCUUUUCUCAACGUCACUUGUUUGUUUCUAAAGAUCCGUCGGCUGUGUUCCUUUCAAAGGUUCCAAAAAAAUAGAUCACUACUUUUAA
This is a messenger RNA of Sorghum bicolor (sorghum), 2306 nucleotides long. RefSeq lists its product as uncharacterized. Gene Ontology annotation, molecular function: 2-oxoglutarate-dependent dioxygenase activity. The coding region runs from base 72 to 1841 and encodes 589 amino acids. The transcript has 14 exons. Lineage: Eukaryota; Viridiplantae; Streptophyta; Magnoliopsida; Poales; Poaceae. The record is from RefSeq and is a predicted model, not a curated record.